AUGAGAGAAAACCGACUAUUGGUUUUCACUUUAGCUGCAGUUGGUACCGGAUUCAUUUGUGGUCUUCUUUUGAGACAGUUUAAUUUUUCUGACGAUGUCAGGAAUUUAAUUGGAUUCCCAGGAGAAAUAUUCAUGCAAGUUCUCAAAUUGAUGAUUCUGCCCCUGAUUUUUUCUUCAUUAAUUUCCUCUCUCGGCCAGAUGGAUGGUUCAAAAUCAGGAAAAAUGAGUUGCAUAGCAAUUGCAUAUUAUUUGACAACCGCAAUAAUUGCGAGCUGUAUUGCCGUCACAAUAGUUUUCUUGUUUCAUCCGGGAAAUCCUGAAAUUAAAAAAGGGAAUCUCAACGAAGCCAUUGUCGAAGGAGACAGUAGUUUAUCUGCUCUAGACUCUCUUUUGGAUUUACUGAGAAACAUGUUCCCACAAAACAUCGUCGAAGCAACGAUGUAUAGAUCUCAAACGGCUUUGGUGGUCGUACGGAAGAAAAUUGUCAAAAAUGGAACUAUUGAUGAGCCAGUUCUGUUGAAGAAAACUAUCAAGCUAACUCAAGGAACCAAUAUUCUCGGAUUGAUUGUGUUUUGCACUGGAUUUGGUAUAAUAAUUUCCAAACUAGGUGGUAAAGUACAAGUGAUUGUUGAAUUCUUUAUCGUUCUCGAUAAAGUUGUCAUGAAAUUUAUCACGGUUCUCAUGUGGUUUUCUCCAUUCGGAAUUGUCAGUUUGAUUGCUUCCAGUAUUCUGGAUAUUGACGAUAUGUAUAAAAUGAUGACGGCCAUGGCUUUAUAUUUGUUCACUGUCCUGACAUGUCUAUUUCUACACUGUGUCGUUGCUAUUCCAUCUCUUUAUCACCUCUUGACAAAAAAGAAUCCAAUCAAUGUGGCAAAAGGCAUGGCUCAACCAUUUGUCACUGCUAUUGGAACUGCUUCCAGUGGAGCAUCGUUACCCCAAGCGAUUAGCUGUGUAGAAGAAAAUCUGAAAGUGGAUUCAAGGAUAGCUGGAUUCAUUAUGCCUCUUGGGAACACUAUAAAUAUGGAUGGGACUGCUCUUUAUGAAGCAGUUGCCGUUAUUUUCAUUGCUCAGCUAAAUAGCGUAUCUCUAUCUUUUGCUCAAGUUAUCACAAUCUGCGUUACUGCAACAUUUUCCUCGAUUGGAUUGAAUGCCGUUCCAGCAGGUCUCGUCUCGAUGUUUUUAAUUUUGUCGACAGUCAAUCUUCCCGUUUCGGAUAUCUCACUUCUUUUCACUGUGGACUGGCUGAUUGACCGUAUUCGUACUGCUCUGAAUGUGUUGGGUGAUUCGUACUGCGCGUGUGUUAUCCAGCAUUUUAUGCAGAAAGAUCUCGAAAAAGAAAGCCAUUCUCUUUUGGAGGAUAUAAAAAUCGAAGAAGGAACUUUAGAAAAUGUGAAUCGACCCAAUAACUCAACCGAAAGAAUGGAAAAGAAGGUAUCAUUUGUGGAUUAUCAUCAUAUUCCAUCUCCAACAGCACCACGAGAAUUCAAUUCCACAAAAACUUACUCAUUGAAAUCUGCUAUGAUUGGACCUUUAAGAGCACAUGUUGUUCUUCAAACUCGUUUAUCUCAUUUGUCUGAAGAAUAA
Caenorhabditis briggsae is the source of this 1584-nucleotide messenger RNA. It is a transcript of the gene Cbr-glt-7, whose product is annotated as Protein CBR-GLT-7. Gene Ontology annotation, biological process: L-glutamate transmembrane transport. NCBI's taxonomy places the organism in Eukaryota, Metazoa, Nematoda, Chromadorea, Rhabditida, Rhabditidae. Bases 1 to 1584 code for a protein of 527 amino acids. Gene Ontology annotation, cellular component: plasma membrane. The record is from RefSeq and is a predicted model, not a curated record. The transcript is spliced from 9 exons. Gene Ontology annotation, molecular function: L-glutamate transmembrane transporter activity; glutamate:sodium symporter activity; neutral L-amino acid transmembrane transporter activity.